AUCAAUCACGCACCUUUUUCUUUGUGAAAGAAUACACGUUUUCAUAUUAAACUCAAACUCGCAAUGAAGAAACUGCGAUCGUCGCAGAAUUCCGGUUGGACUUACGAUCCGAUCGAGGGUAAAACGGAAUCGCGAGGGAUGCUAUCGAUGAGAAAAAAGAACAAUCAAAACGAAACGAAUCUACGAUUAAUUGGGAAGAAAAGCAGUGGCCACGAAGCGAAUUUUCAGAAUAGUGACAGCGAUCAUUAUUCUGAAAACUCGAUUUCUAUUAGCAACACAAAUGACAAUGAGAAACUGAAAUCAAUUGGCGGCAAACGUUCAACGGAUUUGUCGAACACUGCAUCGAAAUCAAUGGACAUUGUUGUCGAUAUUCAUCAAAAGCCACUUGAUAUUAAAGAGAAAACUACCGAGAAGAAACUUCCUAGCUUAUCGUCAAAAGAAUUUGAAAAUCGUAAAGUAUUUUCGAAAACGAACACUAUCCGACAGAAAAGGGUCGAGAGGCCAAGGCUCUUGUCCAUCAAGCAACAGAAUUUUCAACAAGAGGAUGUGGAUUCGUUAGACUUGAUAGAGGAAUUUAAAGUAUCUCCUACAAAUACUGUUAAGAGGAUAGAAACAUCGAGAAACAAUAAGACAAUGAAGAACAGCGAUCAGUCCUCUGUGGAGGAAAAGUUGCAGAGUAGGAGGCAAUGGGCUGCGCCGAAGGAACAAGAAAACGACUUAAAGAAACCGGCACGAAAGCGUUGGUCAAAAGACACGACUGUUAUUCGGUUGCCAGAGGCGAGGAGCAAUUCUUGGACCGUCGCGUCACCGAGAAGCCCGGUUAUUAAAGAUCUGGAACAGUCGUCAUCGAAACAGGACACGUACGCUUUCGAUAACGCGGCCUUCGAUUCGGAGAACGAAGAGAUUAUGAGGAUCGAAACCGAUCACAACCGAAAGGACACGAGAAUCGAGAUGAAGGAGAUCGGCCACGAGACUUCACAGGUAGAGCUUUUGAAUUUUGUUAGCUCUCAAGACUCGCCUAGCAAUGAGACUUUCAAGGAGACGGUGAUAACGAUCGAGGAUUUGAACGAGUCUGCAGAUCUCUUUGAGAAUCGAGACAGGAACGAAACAUCGAAUAGAAGAUAUUCUAACGUCAGUUCUUCCAAAAAUCGUGAGUCAAUAAAUAAAAGAGAAAACAUAGUCGAGGAGAAUGGAAAGAGUAUUUCUGAUGAUUCGAACACUGUACAAAGUCUCGAAGAGAUCACAGCUCGAUCCGAAUAUCAUUCUUCCGAAGGAUCAAUGAACAAUGCCGGAUCGUUAAUAAGUAAAAGAAGCAAAGAGCAUAAAAAGUAUUCGAAGGGGCGUUCGGUAUCUCUAACGGAAGAUGAAAGUAAUGAUUUUGACAAAAGUCACUUGAGCCUCUCCGGUCGAUCAGUGAUUACCUCGGACGAUGACUUCGACGAAAAGAAGUUGAGAAGUUCCAGCGUUAAAACGCAAAGGUCGACAUACACAGAGCGUGAACCUGAGACGCGGCAAAAAAAGGAGAAGAGGAGGAAGACUCGUAAGGAUCUGACGUCCACGCGUUCUCCGGACUCCGUCAACGAUGACGAUGACUCUAAAAAGAAAAAGAAGAAAAAGAAAAGUAAAAGAGUGAAAUACAUUUCUGUAACGAUUCAUAGAACGGAUAUGUUGGAGAUAGACUAUGUGACGAAACAUCCUAUGGUAAAGAUUCACAUAGUGAACGCUGAGAAUGGGAAGUAUUUAAAAAACGAGAGCGGCACGAGCACGCGUUUGCAGCCUAUAAUAACGGCGAAGUUUGAUUUUAAAGAAAACAAGUCUAUAAUCCCGGUAUGGGAGGAAGAACUAGUCUUUGAACAUGAUUUUGACGAUCUCUUGAAGAAGGAUAAUGAACAAGUAGUGAUACUAUUUGAAAUCGUCGAUCUGUUGAGUUUCGCCGAGGCGAGCUUCAAUUACGACAAAUUUGGUCACGAGGGUUGUUGGUACAAAGUUGCCUGGGCUUUCCUGAAACCAGUGGGAAGAAAUAAUACUGUACACGUUGAUAAGAAAGUCAGAUUGCAGUUGUAUAAGCCUCGUAGGAAUUCGCAGAAAUUUGAGAGAUUCCAUACGUGCGAAGUGUACACGUGGUGGAAAUCGAACAUCCGGGAAAAGUAUCCCAGCAGCUUGUUCGUCACCGUGACGUCCAUCGAUCCCCCGAAAUUAGAACCCGUUUUCUAUCGGCAAUUAUCGUUGCACGAGUUAUCGAAUACACGUAACGAGAUGCAAGGGUCUACCACGCGUGCCUCGGACACGUUAAAUUUCCCGAAAUGGACAAGAUUGGCCGCGCAGUCUUGCAAAGUGCCGAACGAAAUCCUCUUCGAGACGGACACCAGCGAGAACGGAUGUUUCUACGUCGCUUUCAGCAGCGACGGGAAAUACUUGGCAUGCAGUCUAUCCGAGGAACACGAUUACCCAAUCGUAGUUUACGAAGUCGAAGCAAAGAAGAUUCACGUACGAUUUUCAGGACACAAGACUUUUAUUUACUCCCUGAACUGGUCCAAUAAUGACAAUUACUUGUUGUCUGUUUCCUCGGAUCAAACUGCUCGCAUUUGGGACGUACAGAAUCAAAUUGUGCAACAUAUAGAAAUGAUGCCCCAUCCAUCGUACGUCUACUGUGGCAAAUUCGAUCCUGAGAACGCCUCGAUAGUAGCAACCGGAUGUUACGAUCGGAUAGCGCGCAUCUGGGUACGCGAUAAAAAGUUAAAGAACCGCGAUCUCAGUCAAGAAUUGGAGGGUCACGAGGGCUACGUGAAUUCCAUGUACUUUCAAAAGAACAGCAAUUUGCUGACAGCGGACAGUGUCGGGGUAAUAAUAAUAUGGAUGUUGAAAAGAGGCCGUAAGCUAUCAUCUAGGAAGGAGUGGCACAUAUCGCGGAAGAUAAAAGUAAGAGAAAUUGACGGUGUGAUAAUCAACACGAUCGUUUUACAUCCCCUGGAAUCGAGACUUCUCGUUCACUCGCGGAACAAUGGACUGAGUAUGCUAGACCUCGCCACCGGGGUGGUGUUACAAAAAUAUAAUGAAUUAAACAAUCAGAGAAUACAAUCAACGGCCUGUAUUUCUCCAUGCGGCAGCCUGAUCCUUUGCGGAGGCGAGGACUCGUCUCUGAACGUGUGGAAUUUAGAAACCGGGAGUCUUUUAGCGAAAUACACGUUCCAUCGGAACUAUAGAGCGGUAACAUGUGUGGAUUAUCAUCCGUACGAUCACGUUCUAGCGUUCUCGACCUUCGGCAGUCCCUCGUCGGUGAGAGUAUUAAAAUUUAAUAAGGAUGUCACGGGCGAGGUGGUAGGAUUGAAAAUAAUAACGGACGUCGAGACCACGGUGAACAGCGGCGACAUUUCCAUGAGGUUUUUAAACACGUCCGCGACUCCUGAAGAAAAAUCGCGAUCGAUCGACAAGAACGACUCCGAGAUUCCGAAAGGGAGAAAUCUUCAAUCUAAUCGAAGUCACAAUUCUAGUCAUCUUAGAUCUACUGAUAAUACGUUUUCGGACGAAGAGAAAUACAGUAACGCGAAAAUGAAACUGAAACGGUUGAACGAGGCCGGGCAAACGUUGAAAAAUCGCAGCGCGAACCGUUUGUAUAAUAUCAUAGAGAAGAUAGAUAGGAUUUUGUCGAACACGUCGAGAUCGUCCGGAGACAUCGAAUUAGGAAGGAAUCUCGGUUCUCUUCAGGAAUCGAGCGAGGGCAAAACCUUGACGAGUUUGAACGAGGGUGUAGGAGAACGGAGAUGGAAACCGAGGAUUUUCAGUAUAGAAGAUCAAUCGAAUUCUUAUUUAGAAUCGAGUACAACGUGCAGCGAUAAACACGAACUUAUAGAGUGUCAUCCCUUACAUGACAGGAAGUCGACUGACCGAAAUAGGAAGAAGAGAUCGAGGAGUGCGAAACAAAUAAGAAACAGUAACGUAUCCGUAGAUGAUUUGCCAAAGACUUUCUCCGACAGUGCUGCAAAUUAUCAGAAAAACAAAGUAUACGACGAAAUUACGAACAGUUCGUCGGACGAGAAUAUCGUGUCUAAUUUUAUUAUUGAUAAUCGAAAAUCGGUCGAUCGUAGGCACAACCGUUUCAGGAAGAACACUUCGAAUUCAUCGGAUAGCACCGGUACAUAUAUAAUAGAAAAAAAAGAAACGGGGAACGACGGCAUUUUGAAUAGCACAGAGAACUGUUUGGACGUCGGUGUUAAACAUUUCGGGAGCGAUAGUUCUGUGCGCAGUAAUGCUACUUUUACUUUUGAAAAUGAGAGACCUAUACCGAAGCCUAGAAGAAAGAGUAAAUCUAGUCUGAAGUAAAUUUACUCUGAAGCAAUGUUAUUAACUUAUGUAUGUUAUGUAUUAAUUUACUUAUGAAUUUGUAUUCUGAAGAUACUUCAUCAUGUGUGUACAGCUUUCCAAUAAAUGUUUUUUUCAAUAAAAUGUAAUUGACCUUUUAUUACCGUUUAUAAGCAAUCUCAUUUGUGCAUUUAACGCACGAAGUUAGUUGGGUAAUUGAUUGUACGUACGUCGAAAAUUUUGCACAAUGCCGAAGAACGGUUUAUCAGGAUUUAUAUUCGGGCGUUGAACGAAUUGACGUGCGAUACAUUUUAAGUAGUAUUAAUUUCGUUUAAAGCAUGGGGUCUUUCUUCGGAGGAAUAGCAAAAUUCUCUGUGAACAUAAUUAUCUUACCUUUCCUCUACCUAACGUAUUUGUACGGCUUGUAUAUAUCGCACUUGAUUAAUGUAGGACUAGCACUUUACUUGCUUCUGAUUUUCAAACUAACUGGUGUGCAGAUAAGUAUCGAAAACGACGAGACCGAUGACGAUGAUGAGGUACGAAUAUAUUUACUAAUCAGAACAAUAUCGGAUUGAAUUUUUGCUGUGACAUUGUCAACGCACAACCGUCGUUCUGUCAACUUUAUAGAAUAAUGAGAGAUCGAAACAAUAAUCGGUUUACCCCUAAUUUCGCUACAUAUAAUUAAAAAUUGAAUCUCGAGAAAUAGAAAUGGGCAGUAUAUUGACAACUUUGGCUAGCAUUGGGAUCAGUAUCGUAUUUUAUCCUUUCCUAUUUCUCUGUUACAUCUACAUACUUUUCAUUAUGAUCAUUUUCAAUAUCGUACACUCGUUCUAUAUUUUCCUCAUUACGUUGCUUAACGGCUUAGAAGACAGCACAUAGCGUAUAUCGAUUAAGAUUUAUCACGUGAGUUGUUUACAUAAUUUUCAAAUAGAAAUACGAUUUUCAACUAUUUCUCGAAUCGACUUGUCGCCUAUUUCUAUCUCACAAAAAUCUAUAUUAUUGAACGUGUUACUUCCAGGAUUUUCAAGAUGCCCUGUCCAAUAUCGAAAUCGGAGAAACUUCUACUGCUACAGAAUCUCAACGAAACUGAUACAAAUUUCAUGCUUUCCCUUAUAAUUAUGUUAAUGUGACAAGAAAAAUCUUACAAACUGUCCCAUAUUAUAUUUGUUCGAAAUGUGUAAAUAAAAAGCCCUAUAUUUAAGAUCUUCGUUAUAUCGCGAAAGUGCAGUCAAUGUAUGCCAGAAAUGUCCAACAAGUAGUUGAACAAACGCGUAAUAAUGUACAAGAACAGUAAUUAUUAUGCAAUACUUACGUAAAGUAAUAAAUCCGUCGUAAUUAA
Ceratina calcarata is the source of this 5638-nucleotide messenger RNA. Its product is annotated as jouberin. Gene Ontology annotation, biological process: motile cilium assembly. The transcript has 6 exons. Gene Ontology annotation, cellular component: ciliary basal body. Lineage: Eukaryota; Metazoa; Arthropoda; Insecta; Hymenoptera; Apidae. The coding region runs from base 64 to 4320 and encodes 1418 amino acids. The record is from RefSeq and is a predicted model, not a curated record. Gene Ontology annotation, molecular function: protein binding.